This is a messenger RNA of Syngnathus typhle (broad-nosed pipefish), 2171 nucleotides long. It is a transcript of the gene tuft1b, whose product is annotated as tuftelin 1b. Gene Ontology annotation, cellular component: intracellular anatomical structure. The transcript is spliced from 12 exons. Gene Ontology annotation, biological process: intracellular signal transduction. The record is from RefSeq and is a predicted model, not a curated record. Lineage: Eukaryota; Metazoa; Chordata; Actinopteri; Syngnathiformes; Syngnathidae. The coding region runs from base 63 to 1169 and encodes 368 amino acids.
GUUCGAUUUGUGAACUUGCACACGCGCCACGCUCACGUCAGUGUGCUGAGUUUUGCACACUCAUGCACACUUUGUGCGUCGGUACUUCUUUUUUUCCACGCCGCAUGGGCAAGAUGGCAGAGGGGAAGACGGACGACGGACACCGGCCGAGGAGCACCGAGAGCGGCGUCGCAUCGGUGCUGCUAAGGAAUCCCGACGAGCGAGUCGCAAGUCCUCGGCUGGAAGAUCUUGCGGAGGAAAGCGUGCAAGUCAUCAAGGUGUACCUGGACGGCGGACCGGAGACGGCGGAUAGCGUCAGGAUGUUGACGGACGAGGUGUCGCAGAUUCAAGAGGUGAGGUAUUGUUUGAAGACCCUGAGAGAGCAGAUGGCGGCGAGACAAAAUGGUAACAACAAGAAGUAUCCCACGAAUGGCUACACAGUCAACCACAUGCCCAACGUCGCCAAUGGCAACAACAUUUACAACUACAUUAACCAUGACGAGAGUGAUGAUAAUCACGUGCGGUAUCUGAGGGAAGAAACCAAGCGGCUCUACGCUCAGAUGAAAGAUAUGGAAAGUCGGCACCGGGAGGAGAGAGAGCGGCUGCUGAUGGAGUCAAAGGAGCAACGAGCACGUUUGGAGGAGCAGUCGGAGCGUCUCCAGCGGGCGGAGACUGACUCAGCGGAGCGAGGCCGACGGGUGGAGGAGCUACAAAGGCUCCUGGGCAACAUGGAGGUCGAGAGCGGGGUCCUGCGGGACAAAAUGGCCGCCGGCGAGGCCGAGCUACAGCGGCUUCAGGCGGACAACGGUGAAGGAAAUCAGAAAGACGACAGACGUGGUCAGUUGGAAACGGAGGUGGCCGUUUUGAAGGAGAAGAUCCACCACUUGGAUGACAUGCUGAAAAGUCAACAAAGGAAAGUGCGACACAUGAUCGAACAGCUGCAGAACUCACGCACCGUCCUCCAAGAACGAGAUCGAGUCAUCGGGGAUCUGGAGGAGAAAGUGGCCUUCCUGGAAGCCGAGAACAAAGAGUUGCACGACCACAUGGAGCAUUUCUUGGCGGGCCGCGACCCCCCGCCGCUCAAGAGCGCCGAGAACAAGCCGGUCAUCAUCUACAGCAAACCUCUGACGCUGUCCGCAGCCAACAAUAAGUCCCUCCCCUUCAUCAAAGUCAUCGAGAUCAAGUCGUGAAUGACGGACAGCGUGCAGUCACGAAAUCUCCAAGAAGUGUUUGGGCCUCUUGCUGCGUGGGCCGGUCGAUGGCAAGUAGGUCACCUGGAUGGUGGACGGAGCGUUGCGGCCCGGAGAACCCGUCAGGUCUUUGGCCGCCGACUGAUGCUGCUGCUCCACAGUGCUGUUGCUCCAGUACGCCUUCACACUGAAAGUGCAACAAAUGCAGUCAUAAAAACACGUUCUUUCUUUGCCCCAACGAGUUAAACGUGAGUAGUACUCACACGUCUGCUAAUUCAUUGAGCGCCUGCUGGUAUUCUAGAAAUUCUGCUUCUCCGAACACCUAGAACGUGAUAAAAUUUUAGAUAUGCAGCCUUAAACGGACGCGACCAUGUGGAGUCCGCACCCCGGUGCCGUGGCGGGCGCUGUCGUAGCCUUCGAGCAGACGGUCGAUGAGAGCGCCGUGGCUACUCUUGAUUAGCGAGUGCGAGUUUCUUAGCUCCAGGAGCCAGCUCCGGAAACUUCGGCCUGUGAAGGCGCUCGGGCUGCUGCACAUCUCCUCCAAAGGGAUACCUGAGUCCCUAAUGGCAUCCAGGGCUUUCAUCCGGUACAGGUAGUUAUAACAACCUGCAAGAUAUAAGUGAUUUACGCUGAUGCUUUUUACAAAAUGCAUGAAAGGAGUGGAAGAAACUCACUAAGCUGUGAUCCAUGCCUGAGCCUGGCAUCAUUUUCAAGCAGGAGACGAGGUUCGAACCGGAUCUCGUGAACUUUCGACAAACGGGAGUCGAUCUGCUCUCGUAGUACCUAUUAGAAACACACCAUAUGCCAUAAAAUAAUGACAAUUAUACAUGACGUCAUUAUGUUUUUCUUUUUUUUUUUUACCUUUGGAGCAUUGUGGCCGAUGGGUGCGUGUGGGCCGCGACGGGAUCUCAUGGCAAAACGCAUAAUUUGCCUUUUGACGAAGAUGAAGAGCAGCACAAAGACCUGUCAACACACGAUGUUAGAAUAAACACAUAGAACAAA